AUGGAGCAGCCCUGCCCCACCUGCAGAGGCACCGGCCGCAUCCCCAGAGGUCAAGAAGACCAGCUGGUUGCUGUGAUAAUGUGCAACGAUAAACGCUUGAAACCAAGUCGCACAAAGCUGUACGUGUGUAUAUCCACGGCUCUGUGCCUGUUUGUUUGCUGUUUGGUUCUGUUCUUCCUCUUUCCCCGGAGCGUCACGCUGACCCCCGCGUCCCUGCUCUCCGUCACAGUCUUCUUCUCCAACAACACCGUGGAGAUGGACGUCACGAACGUCUUCAACAUCUCCAAUGCCAACUAUGUGCCUGUUAACAUCGUGCAGCUCAACCUCACAGGCCUCAUCCAGCAAACCAUUGUGGGCAACACCAACUUAAACAACGUCUCCCUCAUCAGCUCCCAGUCACAGAAAUCAUACAAAAUCACGACCCACAUGUCCAUCAAAGACAAAGACUUAAACACGUUCUGCCGGAGCAGCUACAGGAUUCACACCAUAUUCCUAGCGCUGCAAAUGACCCUGAAGAUCUCGUAUCUGUCACACAUCGAGCAGCUCUCUCUGGAGACAUACGAGUACGUGGACUGCGGCGCCAACUCCACCGUGCCUCAUCCCAUCAGCGUCUACAACGUCAUCAAAUGCGCCGCUUCCACCACCCCCACUUCGACUUGCGCCUUUCGGAUGCUUUUCUCUCGUCUCUUCGCAUUCAGCGCUCAUCUAUCUGAGCGCAAGACACGCAGAGGAGCCGAUAUCAAAACUCCCAACCACAAACGAAGCCAUGGACGCGUUUAUGUCAUGUGGAUAAUGUUUUGCAAAGCGCAUUUUGGAGGAGUCCAGACCAUCUGA
Knipowitschia caucasica is the source of this 834-nucleotide messenger RNA. NCBI's taxonomy places the organism in Eukaryota, Metazoa, Chordata, Actinopteri, Gobiiformes, Gobiidae. The record is from the annotation of a GenBank genome assembly.